This is a messenger RNA of Coregonus clupeaformis (lake whitefish), 2119 nucleotides long. RefSeq names its product receptor-type tyrosine-protein phosphatase eta. Bases 292 to 1968 code for a protein of 558 amino acids. The record is from RefSeq and is a predicted model, not a curated record. Gene Ontology annotation, molecular function: protein binding. The transcript has 8 exons. NCBI's taxonomy places the organism in Eukaryota, Metazoa, Chordata, Actinopteri, Salmoniformes, Salmonidae.
CCAAGCUGACUGGAGGCUACAGGCAUGCACAGAACUAACUUCUGAAAGUGACGCCACUGGCUACUGCUCCACCCCGCUACAAGGGACACAGAAAAGUUACUUCUUCCUAUACACCACCACUCAUUUGGCGAUCGGAGCCAGCGCAACAGUUUACAGGACCACACCAGCGACAAGGCUCAAUACAUAGAAUCAAAAGUAAAGGAGAUUUUUUUUCAAGAAAAGGAACGUUUGGAAAUGCAAGUGUGCACUGGCAAGAAACGCGUGUGAAGUUUUUCCCAACUGUCCGGCAUCAUGAGCCUACUGUCGUGCUUCGGUGUUCUUCUCAGGACUUCUCUUGUCCUAUAUCUGUUUCUCAAAGGAUCACAAGCUCAAUGCACUUCCUGUAUGAGUUUCAAAGGCGUUGUAACAUCCACAGAGAUUACUGUUCAGGUAGUUGCCAACUGCAGCGUGAGCACUGGCAAUACCUCAGUUUACUCCAACUCAACUACAGCCACCCUGCCUAGACUGUGUCCUGGGUCCACAUACAGAGUGAUUGUCCUGUGUAAAGAUGGCCUAAAAUUCAACUGCUGCUCCACAACAAAGCCUGUCAUCAUGAACCUUACGGCCUCUGCAAUCACAACAUCAUCUGUGUAUCUGAACUGGACUCAACCAUUGGGAAACAGUUCCUUCUAUAGAGUAGAAUGGACUGAUUGCAAUAUCAGUGACAGUCAGAAUAUCACAGGAACUUCUGUUAAUGUUACUGCUCUCACUGCUGGAGUGCAGUACCACUUCACAGUCAUUGCAGUGGCUGGAGAUAACACAAUUGAAGGACAGAGCGAGACAGUUUCUAAGUAUACAGAACCUGAAGUCAUCAGGAACCUCACUGUCUCUGAAAUCACAACAUCAUCUGUGUCUCUGAGCUGGAUUGAACCAUUGGGAAACAGAUCCUUCUACAGAGUAGAAUGGACUGGUGGCGUUAGAGAUAUGAAUACAACUACCAAUGAGACAGCCUUUAACGUAACUGAGCUGACUGCUGGAGUGAAGUACACAUUCAGGGUCACUGCAGUGGCUGGAGAUGACAUGACUGAAGGCAAAACUAUCAGUGUUUCACUCUUUACAAAGCCCGCAAUCAUCAGAAACCUCACUGUCAAUGAAAUCACAACAUCAUCUGUGUCUCUGAGCUGGAUUGAGCCGUUGGGAAACAGAUCCUUCUAUAGAAUAGAAUGGACUAAUGGCGGUAGAGAUAUGAAUACAACUACCAAUGAGACAGCCUUUAAUGUAACUGAGCUAACUGCUGGAGUGAAGUACACAUUCAAGGUCACUGCAGUGGCUGGUGAUAAUAUAACUACAGGAAAUGCUCAGGAGAAAGCACUCUUUACAAAACCUGAAGUCAUCAGGAACCUCACUGUCUCUGAAAUCACAUCAUCAUCUGUGUCUCUGAGCUGGAUUGAACCAUUGGGAAACAGAUCCUUCUAUAGAAUAGAAUGGACUGGUGGCGUUGGAGAUAUGAAUACAACUACCAAGGAGACAGCCUUUAACGUAACUGAGCUGACUGCUGGAGUGAAGUACACAUUCAGGGUCACUGCAGUGGCUGGAGAUGAGAUGACUGAAGGCAAAACGAUCAGUGUUUCACUCUUUACAAAGCCCGCAAUCAUCAGAAACCUCACUGUCACUGAAAUCACAACAUCAUCUGUGUCUCUGAGCUGGAUUGAGCCGUUGGGAAACAGAUCCUUCUAUAGAAUAGAAUGGACUAAUGGCGGUAGAGAUAUGAAUACAACUACCAAUGAGACAGCCUUUAAUGUAACUGAGCUAACUGCUGGAGUGAAGUACACAUUCAAGGUCACUGCAGUGGCUGGUGAUAAUAUAACUAAAGGAAAUGCUCAGGAGAAAGCACUCUUUACAAGUAAGCCUUUUCAUUGGAAUGGUGUUAAUGUUUUCUCUGAAGUGGAACCAUGUAAUGAUUAUGUUAAUAUCUGUAUUGAACAAUGAGAGGGCAAUAAGAGGAAGGGUAAAGUCCUCUUUGUUUUUUGGAACCAGAAGUGAUGGAAUCCUGUAAUAGAGUACUGUAGGUAGGUACUAAGUAAUCUAAUGGUAUGGUCUUCUCCCAAAAUGUACAUUUCUUGCAUGCACAGAACCUGAA